AUGGCUUCCGGUAGUGCGCCGAUCGAUCUCGACACCCCCAGCCCCAGACCCGCUCAGGCAAAGCGGCGAAGGGUUCACUGCGACGGGUCUGCGUCCGAAGAUGACGACGGCCUGCCUCGUGUUGGUGAAGCCCGGAGGAUCUUCCGCUCCCAUCUCUUCAGGUGCUUGUGCAAGGGAAACCUUGCAGAAGCACGCAAAGUCGACGCCACCCUCUACGGGAUGUCCGGCCCCGAGAAGGUCUCGGUUGUUACUGUCCGCUGCACCUCGUACUCCUGCAGAAGAACGUACGGUCCCCAUUUCUACAUCGAUCGAAGUGUGAAGAUCAACACCCUACCAGAUGUAGAUGUUGCCGAGGAGGCUAUAUUUCUCAGUCCUAAGAUUGGCUUCACGGUGAACUACCUUCGCUACCACAUGCUGUUGGAGUUCCGGGCUCUCGCUUCAGCUCGAGCAGCACUCGAUGUGUAUAGCAGGGUAUGCGACAUCGAGCACUGCAGUGGAGGGGGUCACUUCCGAGAUGUCCAUGGAUCCUCGAUCAUGUACUUCAUCGCUCUCAGUGAGUAUCCGCCCCAUGACUUUUGUUGCGACGGCCAUGCCAAGGCGCAUGUGAAAUGCGACUCCUUGGACAAGAAACACCCCGGAAAGCCUCGGGCGAACGGCAAACGGAAGCCAUAUGGCUACGGCUGGUUCAUGGCCGUCGAUCCUCGCACUUUGCGAGUUCUCGGGGUUUCCUGCCUUGACCAGCCGGAAGGCGAUGAAGUGAUGGACGGCAUCCUCACACGGCUCCUCCCCAAGUACCCGCUGCUCGACGGCAUCGUCCUGGACAGAGCUUGUGCCUUCCUUCCUCACGCAAAGCGCACCAGGGAGUUUGCGCAGGUGGGCUAUUGGUGUGUCGACUAUUUCCACGGUGCCAAGCACAGUGACCAAUGCCCUUGCAACCCGCAUUAUGUCCGUCGCCUUGCCCGUCGCUUUGCUAAUGUAAACACUUCGGCAGCGGAACAGGUAUUUACCUGGUUUCGCCAGUAUGCUAGAGUCUGCUAG
Molecule: messenger RNA, 1038 nt
Organism: Symbiodinium necroappetens
Lineage: Eukaryota; Dinophyceae; Suessiales; Symbiodiniaceae
Source: the annotation of a GenBank genome assembly